CGCGGCGAUGAGGCGGGCCCCCGGGCUGCCGGCGGCCGCUGAGGGGUCCACAGCCCGCGGGGCGGGGCGCGAGGGCGGGACGGGGCCGGUGCCGCGCGCUGGGAUUUUUAAAUGUCCCGCUCGAAGCCGGGCGCAGGAGCAGCCGGCUCGGCAGCCAGCGCGGUGUAGGGGGCAGGCGCGGAUCCCGCCAGCGCCGCGCGCUCGGCCGCCGCCUCCCGCCUCCUGCUUCCCGCCAGCCGUCGGCCUCCUGCCCGCUCGAGCGCGCCUGCCUGCGGCGGACACAGCUUCGGGUCUGAGUUUCGAGCUCUAGCCCUGAGCCAUGCCAAGGGAAAGGAAGGAGAGAGAUGCAAAGGACCACGGCAACAUGAAAGACGAAGGUGGCCCCGACUUCGCAGUCCGCUCCAGAAAAAGGAAGGCAAAUGUGGCCGUUUUUCUUCAAGAUCCAGAUGAAGAAACUGCCAAGAUUGACAAGACUGUGAAAAGCCAGGAUAGCAGUCAGCCUUGGGAUGAUAAUUCAGCAUGCGUGGACCCCUGUUCUUUCAUCCCUACCCCUAACAAAGAAGAGGACGAUGAGCUUGAAUACCCCAAGACUGCUUUUCAGCCUCGGAAAAUUAGACCACCCAGAGCCUCCCCACUUCCUGUCUUGAACUGGGGCAACAGAGAAGAGGUUUGGAGGAUCAUGUUAAACAAGGAAAAGACUUACCUAAGAGAUGAGCACUUUCUGCAGCGCCAUCCCCUCCUGCAGGCAAGGAUGCGUGCAGUCCUUCUGGAUUGGCUAAUGGAGGUGUGUGAAGUCUAUAAGCUCCACAGGGAGACAUUCUACUUGGCACAGGACUUCUUUGAUCGUUACAUGGCGUCACAACAGAAUAUCAUAAAAACACUUUUGCAGCUUAUUGGGAUUUCAGCCUUAUUUAUUGCUUCUAAACUUGAGGAAAUCUACCCUCCAAAGUUGCAUCAGUUCGCUUAUGUUACAGAUGGUGCUUGCUCCGGAGAUGAAAUUCUUACCAUGGAAUUAAUGAUGAUGAAGGCCCUUAAGUGGCGUUUGAGCCCUCUGACCAUUGUGUCCUGGCUGAAUGUUUAUGUCCAAGUGGCCUAUGUCAAUGACACGGGGGAAGUGCUGGUACCUCAGUACCCACAGCAGGUCUUCGUGCAGAUCGCAGAGCUUUUAGAUCUCUGUGUCCUGGAUGUUGGCUGCUUAGAGUUUCCUUAUGGUGUCCUCGCUGCUUCUGCCUUGUAUCAUUUCUCCUCGUUGGAGUUGAUGCAGAAAGUUUCAGGAUAUCAGUGGUGUGACAUAGAGAAGUGUGUCAAAUGGAUGGUUCCAUUCGCCAUGGUUAUCCGAGAGAUGGGAAGUUCCAAGCUCAAGCACUUCCGAGGAGUUCCCAUGGAAGAUUCCCACAAUAUCCAGACCCACACCAACAGCUUGGAUUUGCUGGACAAAGCCCAAGCCAAGAAAGCCAUGUUGUCAGAACAAAACAGGAUUUCUCCUCCUCCCAGUGGGGUCCUGACACCCCCACACAGCAGUAAGAAGCAGAGCAGUGAGCAGGAGACAGAAUGACCAGACUUGCCAUCACCUCCAAAGACAGUGGUGUAGAAGCAGCUGCCUGGAGCUCCUUGUGCUGCCUUGGAGGUCGGGAGGCCCUGCAGAUGCUCUGUGGAAAAGUGCAUCCCUUCAGAGCAAUGGGGGUCUACACAAUGCCUUGGACGGAAGUGCUUUUAUUGAAUGCUAGGUGUUUUAACUAUAGGGUCAAGUACACCAGCCACCUCCAGAACACCACUGAGUGCUCCAGAAGCUGCUAAGGAAGGUGCUACUUGACUCAUUGGACUCUUCACACAGAUGACAAAAGCUUGAAAUUAAGGAGGCCACGUCGCUGCUGGCCUCUGCUCGGGUGUUAUGGGUUGCUGUUGCAUAGGGUGGGACAAGUGGUUGUGAGUAAGCAUGGGAUGCAGUGCCACAGCCUGGGCUACGCUACCCUUUUCCACUGUCAGCUGACAGCAUGUCCUGCCUUUCAUGAACUCUUGUUUUGUAAGUGCUGCUAUGUCUAUCAAUUUUUAAUAAAGAUAAUACUAUCUUUGAAGCAGCUUUUUUAUUCUGUCUGGUAAUAGAACCUAGAAGCCUUU
Meriones unguiculatus (Mongolian gerbil) is the source of this 2118-nucleotide messenger RNA. RefSeq names its product cyclin E1 (gene Ccne1). Gene Ontology annotation, molecular function: cyclin-dependent protein serine/threonine kinase regulator activity. Bases 320 to 1555 code for a protein of 411 amino acids. The record is from RefSeq and is a predicted model, not a curated record. NCBI's taxonomy places the organism in Eukaryota, Metazoa, Chordata, Mammalia, Rodentia, Muridae. The transcript is spliced from 12 exons. Gene Ontology annotation, cellular component: nucleus; cyclin E1-CDK2 complex; cytoplasm. Gene Ontology annotation, biological process: G1/S transition of mitotic cell cycle; regulation of cyclin-dependent protein serine/threonine kinase activity.